This is a messenger RNA of Prorocentrum cordatum, 717 nucleotides long. The record is from the annotation of a GenBank genome assembly. NCBI's taxonomy places the organism in Eukaryota, Dinophyceae, Prorocentrales, Prorocentraceae.
GAGAGCAUCUUGGAAGAAGGUGGAGGGGACGACGAGGAAGAGGUCGGCGACUUGAUCGAGAAGCAGGAGGCGACCCGCCAGAAACUGUGGGAGAAGCUCAACCCAGAGGAGCGUAACCUCAUCUGCCUGGGGGUGGUACUUUACGAACUUGCGCUGCAAAUCCGGGGGACGGUCUUCAGCGACCUCGCGGGGCAGCCCUGCACCAAGAACGCGUUUCUGGGGGCGACCCCUGAGAUCGCGUUGAAAGUUCAUGGCGUCGACACGCGCUGGGGUUUGCUGGGAUUCUCAUUCAAGGGCGAGCACUCCUCGGAGAAAGACGCUCUGCACAUCGACCAAUUUCUCGCGCUGAUUUGCGGUCAGACGGGGAAAUCUGCCCAGGCGCGCCAGAGGUUGCUGGAGAAGUCUCUGGUUAUCAUGGAGCAGCAGUCUCGCAAGCCUUUCAAUUUCGCGCUGGGGAGCCCAGGCAAACAAGAUUGGGUGAGCAAAGUCCAGCUCGCGCAGACGGACUGGUACGACCGGGGCCCCGUGAGGAACUUCAUCGACACGGUCGACUCCAUGUUGCUCUCCAACAUGAAGUACAAGGACUGGGGCACCACCGUGAAGCGCAUCAUCGAGGUGGCGAUUGCGAUCUCCAACAAGGCCACGAGCCUCACGCAGGCUAAUCCCGAGGAAGAGGAUGGCGAGGAAGAGGAGGGUGCGUCCGACGAGGAGCAGUGA